This is a messenger RNA of Tachyglossus aculeatus (Australian echidna), 4733 nucleotides long. RefSeq names its product IQ motif containing GTPase activating protein 3 (gene IQGAP3). Lineage: Eukaryota; Metazoa; Chordata; Mammalia; Monotremata; Tachyglossidae. The coding region runs from base 1 to 4689 and encodes 1562 amino acids. Gene Ontology annotation, molecular function: GTPase activator activity; calmodulin binding; actin filament binding. Gene Ontology annotation, biological process: regulation of GTPase activity; regulation of actin cytoskeleton organization. Gene Ontology annotation, cellular component: cytoplasm. The transcript is spliced from 34 exons. The record is from RefSeq and is a predicted model, not a curated record.
AUGGACGGGGGCGCCGCCUGCGCAGCGGAGCGUCCGACGGCGGACGAGAUGGAUGCGCAGCGACGGGAGACGGUGGUCUACCAGUAUCUGUGCCGUCUGGAGGAGGCAAAGCGCUGGCUGGAGUCGUGCCUGGGGGAGCGCCUGCCCCCUGCGCUGGAGCUGGAGCGGAGCCUGCGCAACGGGGUGGUCCUGGCGCGGCUGGGCAGCCUGCUGGCCCCCGACGCCGCGCCCCCGGCCCGCAUCUACGACGCCGACCAGACCCGCUACAAGGCCUCCGGGCUGCAUUUCCGCCACACGGACAACAUCAACUUCUGGCGCGGCGCCAUGGAGACCCUCGGCCUCCCCUCGAUCUUCUACCCAGAGACCACGGAUGUGUACGAUGGCAAGAAUCUCCCUCGGGUUGUGUACUGUCUCCACGCGCUGAGCCUGUACCUGUUCCAUCUGGGCCUGGCCCCGCAGAUCCUGGACCUGGACGGCCAGCUGAGGUUCACCAGGGAGGAGCUGAGCAGCGUCAGAUCGGAGCUGGACCGACAAGGGCUGCAGCUGCCGGCGUUCGGUGGCAUCGCCGACCUCUUGGCCGGGGAGACAACGGGGCAGCAGGCGGUGUCCGUCACCCACGGUCACACGGUGUGGGGGCUGCCCGCUCAGCGCCGGCCCCCGCGGCUGAGGCGCGGCUCCUCACCCGCAGCGCUGCGGGCCGCGGGCCGCGUCAACGCCGCCGUCCGGCGCGGGCGGCCCGAGGAGACCCUGCGCGAGCUGCGGAGCCCGGCCGCCCGCCUGCCGCCCGUCGUCCCGUCGGCCGCCCCCCUGUACCAGCGGGAGCUGCGGGCCCUGCAGAGGCGGCGGCCCGGGGAGGAGCUGGGGCCCGAGGAGCUGUUCGUGGCCGUGGAGAUGCUCUCGGCCGUGGCCCUGGUCAACGCGGCGCUGGACGCCGGGGACGCCGGGGCCGUGGGGGACUCCCUGGGCGCCGCCGCCGCCGCCGGCCUGGCCGAGGUCCGAGGGGAGAACGCCCAGCGCUACUUCGAGGCCUUGCUGCGGCUGAAGGAGUCCCGGGGGGCCGGGGGCUUCCUGUGCUGGAAUGAGCUGCAAGACUGCGUGGGCCGGGUCAACAUGCAGGCCCGGGCGGAGGCCGAAGGCCAAGCCGCUGCCGUCAGCAUCAUCAACGCGGCGCUGCGGCGGGAUGACCCGGCCGAGACCCUCCGUGCCCUGCUCCUGCCCCCCGCCCGCCUGCACCCCGUCAUCCGCUCCGACGCAGCCGCCCGCUACCAUUAUUUGCUGGCUGCCGCCCAGGCGGGCAAGCCCGGCCUGCACCCUCCCCCAUCCCGGCGGUACAGCUCCCGCUCCGGCCCGGCCCCCUUCCCCCAGGCUGCGGGUGCCGACGCCGCGCUGACGCUGGACGAGAUCGGUCAAGUCGUGGCCCGGGCCAACGAGGACACCGAGGCUGCCCACGGGGGUGAGUUCGAGGGCCACCUCCCUAGCAGUGAGUCUGAGAGCUGUUUCCCCCCCAUGUCUGUCUCCCAUUUUUGCCCCCGCUUUCUCACCGUCCACGUCGGGUCCGUGUCCUCUCCCCCUCCCGUGUCUCUGCGCGUCCCCCGGGCCUCAGAGGUGCUGGCCGUGGCGGCCAUCGAGCGGGCGGUCCGGGCGGGUGGGCCGGAGCCGGCGUUGCUGCGGGCCCUGGGCUGCCCUGCCGUGGGCCUGCGUGGGGUCCAGGCGGCCGGGGCUGCGGGCUACCAGCAGCGACUGACCGCUCUCCUGACCGGGAAGCGGACCCCAGGGCGUGAAAGCCCGUGGGUCCAGCACCGGCUCCGGGACGGUUCGGCCUUCUACCUGCAGCUGCGGACGCUGGAGGGGUCCUGGGCGCCGCCCCCCGCCCCGGCCCCCGUCCCACCCCCGGCCCCGCUCACCCGCCGGGAGAUCCAGGGCGCGGUCAGCGCGGUGGCCGAGGGGCUGGGGCGGCGGCGACUGUGGGCGGCCCAGGAGGAGCUGGUGGUGCGACUGCAGGCGCGGCUCAGGGGCUGCCUCGUCAGGCGCACCUUCGCCGCGCGUCUGCGUCAGCUGCGGGCACGGCGUUGGGAUGCCGCCGUCCGCAUUCAGUCCUGCUGGCGCGGAUACAGACAGCGGCGAGCAUUUGGGGAGCGACUGGUGUUUCUCCGGAAGAACGCGGCAGCUGUCAUCCGGAUCCAGGCCUGGGUGCGCCGGUGGAGGGUGCAGAGACGAUACAGAGAGCGACAGAGGCAUUUCCAAAAAAACGUGGCCGCCGUCGUGAAGAUCCAAGCGCGCGUCCGGGCUUGGAAGGCGCAGAGCGACUACCACUUGCUGCUGCGGGCCCCUCACCCGCCGCUGCGCGUGGUGCGCCGCUUCGCCGGGCGUCUGAGCCGGGGUCGGGAGGAGCGGGCGGAGCUGGGCCGGCUACAGGCGGAGCUGAGCCGCAGGGUCCGGGCCAACCGCGCCCUGGAGCGAGACCUCGACCUCCUGGACGUCCAGAUCGGCCUGCUGGUCCGCAGCCGGGCCACGCUGCAGGAGGUGGCAUCGCAGUGCCGGAGGCUGACGCGGGGGAACAGGGAGCGGCUGGCAGCCUUGCUGGGGCCCGGCCGGCCCGAGGGGCUCAAGUCUCUGACCCGGGAGAAGCGGCACCAGCUGGAAGCCUACCAGCACCUGUUCUACCUGCUGCAGACCCAUCCCACCUACCUAGCGAGGCUCAUCGCGCAGAUGCCCCCGACCCGGGCGAGCCGCCUCCUGGAGCCGGUGGUGUUCUCCCUGUUCAACUACGCGUGUGGCCGGCGGGACGCCUACCUGCUGCUGCAGCUCUUCCGGGCGGCCCUGCAGGAGGAGAUCAGGGCCCGAGUGGACCGGCCCCGCGACAUCGUGACGGGGAACCCGCCGGUCAUCCGCCUGGUGGUCAGCUUCUACCGGCGGGGGCCCGGGACGGGCGCGCUGCGGGCCAUCCUGGAGGGUCCCGUCCGGGACGUCCUGCGAGACCCGGCCCCCGCUGUCCGCACGGACCCCGUAGACGUCUACAAGGCCUGGGUCAACCGCACCGAGGCUCAGACCGGGAAGAAGAGCGCCCUGCCCUACGACGUCGGCCCCGACGAGGCCCUCAGCCACCCCGAGGUCCGGCAGCAGCUGGAUGCGGCCAUCUGCAGCCUCGUCGCCUCGGCCUCGCGCUUCUCGGCUGCCAUCACCGCCUCCGCGGAUGGGAUCCCGUACGGGAUGCGCUACGUGGCCAAGGUCCUGAGGACGAGUCUGGCUGAGAAAUUCCCCGACGCCGAGGCCGAGAUCUGGAAGGUGGUGAGCCACGUCCUGUACUACCGCUUCCUGAACCCGGCCGUGGUGGCCCCGGACGCCUUUGACGUGGUGGACCUGGUGGCCGGAGGGGCCCUGACCCUGGACCAGCGGCGUCACCUCGGCGCCGUGGCCCAGCUGCUGCAGCGGGCGGCCAGUGGCCAGACCUGGCCCGGGCCUAGCUGCAGUCACCUCCAGCCGCUCAACGACUUCCUGACGGAGGGACACCACCAGUUCAGGAAGCUGGUGGGCAGGGUGUGCCGCGUCCAGGAGCCAGAAGCGCGCUUUGGCGUCGAUGAGUACGCGGAGCUGGUGUCCGUGGCCCGGCCUGUGGUCUACCUCACGGCCGGGGAGCUGGUCAACAUCCACAAGCUACUGCUGGCACACCGGGACUCCGUCGCCCCGGACCCCAGGGACCCGCUGCGUGGGCUCCUCGAAGACCUGGGGGAGGUGCCCUCCAUCACAGCUCUGCUAGGGGUGGCCGAGGAAACCGAUGGCGGCCAGCUGGACCAGCUGGAGAUCUCCCUGACGCUGACCGCAAAGCCAGCCGAUGCCGUCGCCGCCGCCGCCGCCGAGGCUGACACGGACCAGGCCGCCGCCGGGAGCCUGUUGCUGAGCGCGAAGCAGAUGUUGGCCGACGUGAUCGAGUUCCAGGCGGGGGACACCGUCCCCGAGGUCCUGGCCCUCCCGCCGUCCCAGGCGCAGGAGGACGCCCACCAUCGCCUGCAGCUCCGCCGCCGCGAGCAGGAGCUGCGGACCCCCGGCCCGAGGGGUCGCGACCUCCGCCCGCCCCUGCUCACCCUGCAGGAGAAGAAACGCCGUCUUGCCCGGGACCUGCGGCGACUGGAGGGGCUGGGGGUGCUGGCCCCGGCCGAAGGCUACCAGGGCAUCGUGGACGAGAUGGCUAAGGACAUCCGGCAGCAGCACGGGGCCCGACAGCGGGUGCGGAUGGAGCUGGCCAAGCUGCGGGCGGCCCUGCGGGCCCUGGAGGCCAAGGCGGCCUUCCACGAGGAGCAGCUGGACUACUAUGGCCAGUACCUCCGGACGUGCCUGGGCGGGCUGGCGGCCAGCGGCGGGGACAGGUGCCCGGGGAAAGGGAAGGCCCCGUCACCCGUGCGCUACACGGCCAUGCGGCUCCUGGACAAGGGGGUCUUGCUGGGCAUCGAGGGACUCCCGCCCCAACAGCUCCGCAACGUGAUCUUCGACAUCGCUCCGGGGGUCCGGGCGGGACAGUUCGAGGUCUCCGCCCGGUUCAUGGGCGUCGAGAUGGAGCAGUUCCAACUUAACUACCAGGACCUGCUGCAGCUGCAAUAUGAGGGGGUUGCUGUCAUGAAGUUGUUCCACAGGGCGACAGUCAACGUGAACCUUCUCCUCUUCCUCCUCGACAGGAAGUUCUGCAAGAAGUGAGGGGGCGGCGGGGGGCGGAAGGGGGCUACCCCCCCCCAUCAUCA